GUCCAAACGUUGGUUAGUAUGCUACACUGAUGAUGGAUUCCAAGACGAUGUGUGAUUUCAAAAGAUAAUCUCCAACAAGUUUGCAAAACGCUAAAUUGAAACAAUGGCAGAAGACGAGGGAGGAGGAUCGCGACCGCAUGGGAAAAAAGCAACACAACAGGACCACAUAGGCCUUUCAACUACCCCUAGUGCAAAAGUGACAAAGACAUUGUCUAGUGAUGUGAAGCUUAAAGAAUAUGUAUUGGAAGUUUCAGAUUCUACAAGCGAAGAAGACAUAGACGAUUGGCCAAGAUAUCAGUACGGGUACAGUUCAGAAGGAACUGAUGAACUGAUGUUGACGUUACCUUCUGGUGAUAUAGACAAAAUUAGAAGCCUAUUAGAGCAAGGUGCAGAUCCUAAUGAGACUGGAGCACUAUCCGAUGCAGCUCGUGGAGGACAUACCGACAUUGUUAAAAUAUUGUUGGACAAAGGAGCUGAUAGGAAUAUGACUGGAGCACUAUCCGAUGCAGCACGUGGAGGACAUACCGACAUUGUUAAAAUAUUGUUGGACAAAGGAGCUGAUAGGAAUAUGUCUGGUGCAUUGUCGGAUGCAGCACGUGAAGGCUAUACGGACAUGGCUAAGAUAUUGUUGGAUAAAGGAGCUGAUCCGAAUAAGUCUGGUGCAUUGUCCGAUGCAGCAUGUAGAAGCCAUACCGACAUCGUUAAGAUAUUGUUGGACAAAGGAGCUGAUCCGAAUAAGUCUGGUCCAUUGUCCGAUGCAGCAUAUAGAGGCGAUACCGACAUCGUUAAGUUAUUGUUGGACAAAGGUGCUGAUCCGAAUAAGUCUGGUGUAUUAUCCGAUGCAGCAUGUAGAGGCCAUACCAACAUCGUUAAGUUAUUGUUGGACAAAGGAGCUGAUCCGAAUAAGUCUAGUGCAUUGUCCGAUGCAGCAUGUAGAGGCCAUACCGACAUCGUUAAGUUACUGUUGGACAAAGGAGCUGAUCCGAAUAAGUCUCUUGCAUUGUCCAGAGCAGCACGUGAAGGCUAUGUCGACAUCGUUAAGAUAUUGUUGGAUAAAAGAGCUGAUCCGAAUCAGUCUUGUGCUUUGUCCGAUGCAGCACGCGGUGGCCAUACCGACAUCGUCAAAAUAUUGUUGGACAAAGGAGCUGAUCGGAAUAUGUCUGAUGCAUUUUCCAAUGCAGCACAUGGGGGCUAUAUCGACAUUGUCAAAAUAUUGUUGGACAAAGGAGCUGAUCGGAAUGAGUCUGGUGCAUUGUCCGAAGCAGCACGUGGAGGCCAUACCAACAUUGUUAAAAUAUUGUUGGACAAAAGAGCUGAUCGGAAUAUGUCAGGUGCAUUGUCCGGAGCGGCAUAUGCAGGCCAUACCGACAUCGUAAAGUUAUUGUUGGACAAAGGAGCUGAUCCGAAUAAGUCUAGUGCAUUGUCCGAUGCAGCACUUCGAGGCAAUACCUACAUCGUUGAGAUAUUGUUGGACAAAGGAGCUGAUCCGAAUGAGUCUAGUGCAUUGUCCAAUGCAGCACUUGGAGGCUAUACCGACAUCGUAAAGAUAUUGUUGGACAAAGAAGUUGAUCCGAAUGAGUAUCGUGCAUUGUACGAUGCAGUAGGUGGAGGCCAUACCGACAUCGUUAAGUUAUUGUUGGACAAAGGAGCUGAUCCGAAUAAGUAUCCUGCAUUGUCCAAUGCAGCACGUGGAGGCUAUACCGGCAUCUUUAAUAUAUUGUUGGACAAAGGAGCUGAUCCGAAUGAGUUUAGUGUAUUGUCCGAUGCAGCACGUGCAGGCUAUACUGUCAUCGUUAAGAAAUUGUUGGACAAAGGAGCUGAUCCGAAUAAGUAUCCUGCAUUGUCCGAUGCAGUACGUGGAUGCUAUACCGACAUCGUUAAGAUAUUGUUGGAUAAAGGAGCUGAUCCGAAUAAGUCUGGUGCAUUGUCAGAUGCAGCACGUCGUGGCCAAACCGAUAUCGUUCAGCUAUUGUUGGAAAAAGGAGCUGAUCCGAAUGAGUCUGGUGCAUUGUCAGAUGCAGCACGUCGUGGCCAAACCGAUAUCGUUCAGCUAUUGUUGGAAAAAGGAGCUGAUCCGAAUAAGUCUGGUGCUUUGCGGGUAGCAGCACAGGAAGGUCACACUGACAUCGUUAAGUUAUUGUUGGACAAAGGAGCAAAUCCGGAAGAGGGUCGAGCGAUGCAAGUUGCAAAACAAUACGGACGCAAAACAAUUGUUGAGAUCUUAAAGAAUUGGCAAGAUAAACAGAUUGGAUCGACUGGGUAUGAACUGACGCAAGAAACCGUUCCCUUGACGCUCGAUCCAAAAUGCAAAGCCAAAACAGAUCCUGAGUGGAUCGUAGAAAUCGCAAAGAAGCAAAACAUCGAGGACUUCAAAAUGUUGGAAAAGGAGUUCACUGCAAAUGAGAUCAACUCGUUUGGCGUACCUCAUAUUGUAGCUGUGUAUGGCUCCUCAGAAAUGAUCGAUUGCAUGAUGGAAUGGAAGGGAAUCGAAUGGAAUGAACAAUGUAAAAUAUCUGAGAACAUAUUUGGGGAGUCGUUAAUAGGAUUAGGAGUCAGCAAAGCCACAGCAUUAUAUGUAGCAACCUAUAUGGAUAAAACAGAUAUAGCACGCUCGUUGAUCAAAUGCGCUCGAGAAGACACCAUUAGAUACUGUUUUCAAAACCUUGACCUGAGUAUCCAAAUGGAAGAAGUCUUCAUGUUAAAUAUAGCCGAGAAAGUGAAACAGAAGCACUCUGAACUUAAGCCUGCAGUUAUUACAGGUCAUCGCGUUGAAGAUGAAAAACGCGAACGAGUGUUCAUUGUGUAUUCAAAACAUGUAGGUGAAGCUACCCAAUACCAACUUGAUGGUAUAGGUUUGGUCAUGAUCCGGAAUCCGUAUUUGUUUGCAAGAGAAAAUGGAUGUAACACAGAUGUACAGGUAAAAGUUUCGGAUGAAGAUUCCAAACGAGNCAGUUUCAGAUGA
Messenger RNA from Mizuhopecten yessoensis (Yesso scallop), 2962 nucleotides. Its product is annotated as ankyrin repeat domain-containing protein 17-like. The coding region runs from base 104 to 2962 and encodes 952 amino acids. The transcript is spliced from 28 exons. The record is from RefSeq and is a predicted model, not a curated record. Lineage: Eukaryota; Metazoa; Mollusca; Bivalvia; Pectinida; Pectinidae. Gene Ontology annotation, molecular function: protein binding.